This is a messenger RNA of Poeciliopsis prolifica (blackstripe livebearer), 528 nucleotides long. RefSeq names its product olfactory receptor 5P2-like. The record is from RefSeq and is a predicted model, not a curated record. Gene Ontology annotation, biological process: G protein-coupled receptor signaling pathway. Lineage: Eukaryota; Metazoa; Chordata; Actinopteri; Cyprinodontiformes; Poeciliidae. Gene Ontology annotation, cellular component: membrane. Gene Ontology annotation, molecular function: olfactory receptor activity.
AUGUGCUGCAUUAUCAGUGUUACCUGGUUUUUAGCUGUUGGAGUGGCAGCAUUUUCAACAAUCAUAAUGACCCGACUGUCUUUUUGCAACUCUGUCAGAGUGGUUAGUUAUUUUUGUGACUAUGCACCUGUGUUUCGACUUGCCUGUAAUGAUAACUCAUUGCAGUGGUCCACAGCUUCAUUCUCCUCCGUUUUUCUCCUUGGGGUGCCUUUUGUUAUUUUCCUCACUUAUGUGAGCAUCCUGGUGACUGUGUUCAGGAUGAAAUCUGUGGACCGACGAAUGAAAGCUUUGGCCACGUGUGUUGAACAUAUAACUGUUGUUGCUAUAUUUUACAUUCCUAUUUUUGUUAUUUUUGCCAUUGGGUUUUAUUCAAGGGUAGUUGAACCAGAGAAGAGAGUUCUGAGUCUGUCGUUGGCAUCUUGUCUGCCUCCUUGCAUUAAUCCUAUUGUUUAUUCUCUGAAAACUAAAGAGAUCAAAAUUAGAGCAUUGGCUAUCUUUAGAAAAUCUAAAAUUAAUGCAAAAAUCUGA